UGCGUUGAUCAGCGAAACUAAAAUAUUGAAUCGUACCUUUCGUGUGAUGUUGAUGAUGAUCUGAAACACCUCUGCUAAAAAGAAUGCGCGUAUUUUCGUACGAUACAUGGAAAAGAUGUUCGUAUAGUAUCGUUCUGUAAAAUCUAGUGGGAAAAAGUUUCAUCGUUUAGAUAAUUGAGAUCGAAAAACUCGUGGUGUAUUCGCCAUGGAUAGAAGAAAAAUGUCUACAGCAGGGGAUUCCCUCUAUCAGAUUUUGGAAAUCCCAAAAACUGCCACUUCGGAGGAUAUUAAAAAGACAUAUAGAAGAUUGGCUUUGAAAUAUCAUCCUGACAAAAAUCCUAAUAAUCCAGAGGCAGCUGAAAAGUUUAAAGAAAUAAAUAGAGCGCACGCUAUACUGACAGAUCUUACAAAACGUAACAUAUACGAUAAUUAUGGAUCUUUGGGUCUGUAUGUUGCGGAACAGUUUGGAGAAGAAAAUGUUAAUGCUUACUUUGUUGUCACUUCUGGAUGGUGUAAGGCAUUGUUCAUGUUUUGUGGACUGAUUACCGCUUGUUACUGUUGUUGCUGUUGUUGCUGCUGUUGCAAUUUCUGUUGCGGUAAAUGUAAACCAACUCCCCCUGAAGAUAGCGGUGCAUACCAUAAUUUACAGCGGAACCCGAAUCCAGAGGCUGUUGUGACAAAUCAACCGAGAGGUUUUGGCAAGGAAGACGAGAGCGAUGAUGAUGCUGUGACAGCUCAACCUCAAAGUGCAUCCCAAAAUGCAUCCAAUAUACAGCAACCUAUAUUUGCCAUGCCUGCACCAGGAUCAGCGGCACCAACAGUUAACGAAAGCACGAAUCUAAACAGCGGCGGUGAACGUGUGAUUUAUACCACUGGUAUUACGAGUUCUUGAACGUAGAAACGGCUGCUACAAACCCAUUUAUAGGAGCCAAUGCAGCUACAACUGACACCGGAUCAUCCAGAUGGUAGACCCAGCAUAUGGAAAAUUAUCACACGAACAUUCAAUUUAUAUUUCUAGUGCCGGAUCUUUACAAUAGCCCAUUAACAUAGAUCAUAAGUUCAUUGUUUUGAUAAAAUAUGCUGCAAUUAGUUUAAUAUAAUGACUCUUCUUUUUCUCUUUCUAUUUCUUUUUUUCUUGUAUGCAGUCUUUAUUAUCUUUUCUAAUUAUUCUUAUUUUUCUUUUAUUGUAUUUUGUAUGAUAGCGCUACAACUUUUUUCAUAUCGAAAUAUUCACAUUAUUAUAAAAAAAUUAUACAUACCUCUCCAUUCAUUAACACAGACAGCUUUUGGAAACAACCGUUAUGCUCACAAUAGAGUUCAGUUUGAACUAUUUAAUUUGAUAUAUAUUUAUUACAAUUUAUAUUUUUUAAUUUAAAAGAUAAAAGGUGGUAGCUACUUUUGGUAGGACACCCUGUAUGUACACACACACACACACAUUAUGAAUAAUUAUCAGAUUAUGUUUAUUCAAUUGGUCUUGAAUUAAGUAUAUACAUAUUAUCUUGUAGCGCGACUUUCCAUUAAGAAAAUAUAAUAUUUUACACAAUUUCUUGAACAUGUAUAGAAAUAUAUAUCAUGUUUGAAUUUUUUGAAUUUGUAAAGUACUUCGUUUUCUUUUUAAUAUUUUUUUUAAUGGAAUCUUUAAAAGAUUAACGCAUAUACAUAUAUGUGAAGAAUAUGAAAUAAGAUGAAGCCUUGAUAAAAGAAAUAUAUAAAUUCUUACAUUAUCGAGAUAUGAAAUUACUCAAUCGAAAACAUGAUCAUCUGUUUUAUUUCCUUAGAAUAUAUUAACACAGUUAAAAUUAUUGGUAUUUUAAUUUAAACAUCCAUUUUAAAUCAACUUUUUAAGUUAACAUAUAAUAAUUUUAGUAUAAUAAUUAUGCAGAGAUAAUAUAAAUAGGAAAUAUGAAAGUAUCUCAAUAGCAAGAAAGUAUAUUCUUUAAUGAAUUUCAAGUCUGCUAUUCUCAAUGAAGACUUAAUUAUUAAAAUUGUGCGACUUUUAACGUUUAUUUGAAACGUUGAUAAAUAGCAAAAUCCUAUUAUUUUUCACUCAAAUUUAGUACAUUUUUAAAUUUGUUUUAAUUUUUUAAAGAAAAAUUUCUUUAAAUAUUGUAUCUUGAUCUUAAUAAUUGAUGUAUAUCCAAGUAGCAAGGUGACGUCAAAUGACGUUUUAAUAUCUUAUUGACGUUAGAAACGUCAUUAAGACGUCAUUUGACGUCAUUUUGCUACUUGGAUAUUUAUCAUUGAAAUUGGUUGUAAAGUAAUACAGCAACUUGCGUAAAAUUCCACGAAAAAAAUUCAACCCAAAUUAAUCUCUCGAAUUUUUGCGAUGCACUCUAUUGUUAUUAGCUAUUAAUGAUAAUAAAAGAAUCGCAAAUUUGCAUAUAUGAAUAAUUUUUAUGAAAAUCUAUAUGUAAAAACUUGUGUUGCGAUAUAAUAAUUUACAAUAUAAAUAUCCUAUGUGUGCUAAAUUUCAUACUAUAUAUACAUCUGUGACAUCUAAGAGUGACAUACUAAAAGUAUUAUCAUAUUUGAGGAUAUAAUAUAUAACAUCGAUCUUAAAUUUAGUUUAAUUUAGAAAUUUAUUUUGUUUUGUUUGUUUUAUUUAUCUCAUUUUAUGAUUACCUAAAAAUCACAUUUUCAUCUUACACAUCGCGAUUAGAUGACCGAUAGUAUAAUUUAGUAUUUUUAGCAGGUUUAAUUCACGAAGCUUUUUUCUUUCAAAGAAAGAGUAUUGAAUAGAAUAAUCAAAUUAGUAAAAUAUCAAGAAUAGAAAAAUAAAUAUUGGCAAAGCGAAAUGUUACACAUUUUUUUAAGAUAUUUCAUCUACACAUUAAUUAUUACACACUAAUGAAUAUAUCAAGAAUCACAAUUUCUAACAUGUACAGAAUGAUUUGUUCGAGUCAUUUAUUCCACUAAUCUAGUAUUUAAUACCACUAGUCAAAAGUUGUUUGGACAAAGCUGUUAAAAUAUAUAUAGGUCACAUUAUCAUUAUUGGAAACAGUUUUGCUCUUAGAAUGACUCGGAGUUGUAUAUUUUAUCGGCCAUACACGUAGUAUAUUGACUAUUAUAUGAAGAUGAGAGAGAAUUAGAAUGCCUUUUGGUGUGAUGUGUAUUUCAUAAUAUUGUUUAGGUUUAUCUCUCUCCACGCGUAAUAUUUUGUAAAAAGUAUAAUCCCAUGUAUACCAAUAACGUAUCGCUAUGUAUAUGUAUGUAUGUAUAUCGAUUAAUUUGAACAUUUACGCCGCAUCGAUUAAAUGAUGCACACAGCAUGCCUACGAUAAGAUUUCUUUAAUUAUAAAUAUUUAUCUGUAUUGUCCAAAUUAUUAUGUAAAUGACAAAUAUAUUGUCAAUCUGCAAGAAUAUUUUCAGGACUUCUAACAAUAUAAACGCAUAUGUAAUUUAUAUUGUAACGUAAAUGUGUGAGAGAUAAAGAUUGAACGUAA
This is a messenger RNA of Formica exsecta, 3443 nucleotides long. RefSeq names its product dnaJ homolog subfamily C member 5 (gene Csp). NCBI's taxonomy places the organism in Eukaryota, Metazoa, Arthropoda, Insecta, Hymenoptera, Formicidae. The transcript has 7 exons. Gene Ontology annotation, cellular component: type Is terminal bouton. Gene Ontology annotation, biological process: regulation of neuromuscular synaptic transmission. The record is from RefSeq and is a predicted model, not a curated record. The coding region runs from base 206 to 892 and encodes 228 amino acids.